AUGUACAUGAGGCCACCCUUCCCGCCAGAAUUCUCCAAUCGUCGGGAGACCGAAGCGUACCUAUUGAAAAUGCUGCAGGGUUCACUGCAGACGUGCGACUUCCUCAGAAGCGUUGUGGAUGAACAAGAUUCCAGACAUGUUGCCGUCACCAGAAGCCUGGAGGAUGAGGUCCGCUUGCUAACACUAGAAAAUAGAGAGCUGAAGCAGGGGGUUACCGCCAAAUGCUUGGAACAAAAGAUCUGCCUAUUAGAGGUAGAGAAUGAUAAACUGCGAGGCAGCCUCGCCCACCGGGAGCUAGAGGAUGGGAGGCUGAGGGGAAGAGGAGUCAGAGAAAACCAUUCCAUAUAA
Suillus discolor is the source of this 348-nucleotide messenger RNA. RefSeq lists its product as uncharacterized. Bases 1 to 348 code for a protein of 115 amino acids. The record is from RefSeq and is a predicted model, not a curated record. The transcript has a single exon. NCBI's taxonomy places the organism in Eukaryota, Fungi, Basidiomycota, Agaricomycetes, Boletales, Suillaceae.